This is a messenger RNA of Sorex fumeus (smoky shrew), 1454 nucleotides long. RefSeq names its product solute carrier family 29 member 3 (gene SLC29A3). Lineage: Eukaryota; Metazoa; Chordata; Mammalia; Eulipotyphla; Soricidae. Gene Ontology annotation, cellular component: plasma membrane; Golgi apparatus. Gene Ontology annotation, biological process: nucleoside transmembrane transport. Bases 1 to 1452 code for a protein of 483 amino acids. The record is from RefSeq and is a predicted model, not a curated record. The transcript is spliced from 6 exons. Gene Ontology annotation, molecular function: nucleoside transmembrane transporter activity.
AUGCAGGACGGAGAAGUGAGCUCAGUGGCCGUUGUUCCAGAGGACGCUUUUCAUCACAGUACAAACUCCACCUACAGACCCGCGGGCAGCAGUCUCCUCGCCGACCAGGAGGCGCUGCUGGAGAAACUGCUGGACAGCCCCCCUCCCGUCUUGCAGAGGCCGGGAGACCGCUUCAAUGGCGCCUACCUCAUCUUCUUCAGCCUGGGCAUUGGUGGACUGCUGCCCUGGAACUUCUUUGUCACUGCCAAGGAGUACUGGAUAUUUAAAUUCAGCAACUGCUCCAGCCCCGCGCCAGGGAAGGAUGCUGAGGGCUCUGACAUCUUGAACUACUUCGAGAGCUACCUGGCCAUCGCCUCUACUGUGCCCUCCAUGCUGUGCCUGAUGACCAACUUCCUGCUCGUCAACAGGGUUCCGGUCCACACCCGGGUGCUGACCUCGCUGACCAUCAUGCUGGCCAUCUUCGUGGUGAUGACGGUGCUGGUGAAAGUGGACACCUCCUCCUGGACCCGAGGCUUCUUUGCGGUCACCAUGGUCUGCAUGGCCGUCGUCAGCGGCUCUGCCACCGUCUUCAACAGCAGCGUCUUCGGCAUGUCCGCCUCCUUCCCCAUGAGGGACUCCCAGGCGCUGAUUUCAGGGGGAGCCAUGGGGGGCACCAUCAGUGCUGUGGCUGCGCUGGUGGACCUGGCGGCAUCCAGCCACGUGACGGACAGUGCUCUGGCCUUCUUCCUGACUGCGGACGUCUUCCUGGGACUCUGCAUCGGGCUCUACCUGCUGCUGCCCCGGCUGGAGUAUGCCAGGUACUACAUGAGGCCCCUGAAGCCCGCCCGAGCACUGCCUGCAGAAGAGCGGCCGCCCUGGGACGCCCCCAGCAGCCCCUUGCUGGCCCCCGCGGCCAGCGACCCCCCGACCCCCCCUCUGCACCCCAUCCUGAAGAAGACGGCCGGCCUGGGCUUCUGCGUCACCUACACCCUCUUCAUCACCAGCCUCGUCUUCCCCGCCCUCUCCACCAACAUCGAGUCCCUCCACCGGGACUCGGGCUCCCCGUGGGCCACCAAGUUCUUCGUGCCGCUCACCACCUUCCUGCUGUACAACGUGGCCGACCUGUGUGGCCGGCAGGUCACGGCCUGGAUCCAGGUGCCGGGGCCCAAGAGCCGGCUGCUGCCCGCCCUGGUGCUGCUGCGCACCGGCCUGGUGCCCCUCCUGGUCUUCUGCAACUACCAGCCCCGCCUCCACCUGCAGACCGUGCUCUUCCGCUCUGACGUCUACCCCGUGGUCUUCACCUCGUUGCUGGGGCUCAGCAACGGCUACCUCAGCACCCUGGCCCUCGUCUACGGCCCCAAGAUCGUGCCCCGGGAGCUGGCCGAGGCCACGGGCGUGGUGAUGUCCUUCUACCUGUGCCUGGGCCUGGCGCUGGGCUCCGGCUGCUCGGCGCUGCUGGUGCACCUGAUCUAGGC